This is a messenger RNA of Dictyostelium discoideum AX4, 2325 nucleotides long. Its product is annotated as SAC3/GANP family protein. The record is from RefSeq and is a predicted model, not a curated record. Bases 1 to 2325 code for a protein of 774 amino acids. NCBI's taxonomy places the organism in Eukaryota, Evosea, Eumycetozoa, Dictyosteliales, Dictyosteliaceae. The transcript is spliced from 2 exons.
AUGUCUAUCUUUGGUAAUAAAUCAUGGGUAGAAAUAACAGAAGAAGAUGAAGAGAUACAAGCAUCACCUCAACUAUCAAGUAAUCAAGAUGAUGAUAAUAUUAAAAAAUUAGAAAGUUUAAUAAUCUCUGAUACUACAAAUAAUAAAAAUGAAAAUAACAAUAAUAAUAUUAAUAAUAAUAAUAAUAAUAAUAAUAAUAAUAAUAAUAAUAAUAAUAAUAAUAAUAAUAAUAAUAAUAAAAGUAAUAUUAAUAAAAAAGCAUCACCACUUAAAAAGAAUACAAUGACACCAAGAACUUCAAUUAAAUCUAAAUAUUUAGCAAAUAAAUUAAAUAAAAGAUCAACAAUUCAAAUUCCAAUUCAAAAGGGAGGUAGUACUACUGCAUCAAAUAAAAAACAAAAAGAGAAAGCAAAAAAAGAAGAAGAGGAAGUUGAGGAGGAAGGUGAAGAGGAGGAAGAGGAUGAAUAUGAUGAAUAUGAUGAAGAUAAUGACGAUUAUGAUGAGGAGGAUCAAGAACAAGAUUAUGAUGAAGAUUAUGAUGAGGAAGAAGAAGAAGAAGAGGAUACCUAUCAUACCCCUCAAAAAAGAGCAAAUAAUAGUAAUAAUAAAUUCAACAUUAAUAGUAAUAAUAGAUAUGUACAACAACACCAACACCAACAACAACAACAACAAAAUAAUUAUAACAAUAAUAAUCAAACCUCUUCACCUCAACAACAUUAUCGAACUAAAGAGGAUAUUUUCUUUAGAAAGAAUUUACUUCCAUCACCAUCACCACCACAACACCACCAACAACAACAACAACAACAACAAGGUAAAUUUACAGGUAGAGAUCUUAGAGAUUUAAUUAAUGAAGAAAAGAAAAAAAAUCCUCAAAUUCAUCAACAGAUGAAAUCGCCUCAACAUAAUAAUAACAAUAAUAGUAAUAGUAGUACACCAACUAAAGGUGAUUUAAGGGAUUUAAUUGAAAAUGAAAAAAGAAAAACACCUACAUCAUCACCACAACAACAACAAAAACAACAUCAUCAAGAAGGUGAAGAUACACCAUCUUCUCUAAUGUCUGCUAGAUUCUCAAGAUUUAAUUCACCAUCAUCAUCACCACAACCACACCAACAACAACAACAACAACAACAACAACAACAACAACAACAACAACAACAACAACAACAUAAACCACAACAAAGAUCAAAUUUAUCAACACCAAUAACAAAAAGAAGAGAUAUUGAAGAUUUAACUCCUUAUUCUUCACCAAAUCCUUCAACACCAAUUCAAAGAAAUAAUAGUAAUAACAAUAGAAAUUCACAAAAUUCACCAUCUAUAACACCAACAAGAGGACCAUUAAAAUUUAAUGUUGACUCACCUAAACAACCAAUUGUUUUUAAUAAUCAAAAUAAUCAAAAUAAUAAUAAUAAUAAUAAUAAUAAUAAUAAUAAUAAUAAUAAUAAUAAUAAUAAUAAUAAUAAUAAUAAUAAUAAUAAAAAUGUAAAAUUAACAAACGAAUCAAUUGAUUUAAAUAGUGUAAAACCAAUUAUUGGAACAUGUAAAGAUUAUGAAAAAUCAUAUCUUAGAUUAACAGGACCAGCUGAUCCAGCAAAAAUUAGAUCCAUUGAGAUUUUAGAAACUUGGUUUCCAAAAUUGAUUAGGAAAUAUCAAAAUAAUAAAAAUUUCAAUUAUGCAUUGGAUCAAUUAAAAUCCAUUAGACAAGAUUUAAUGGUACAACAUAUAAGAAAUAAAUUCACUGUCAAUGUUUAUGAGGCAAAUGCAAAAAUAUGUUUAGAGAAUUCAGAUUUCAUUGAAUUUGGUCAAUGUUUAUCACAAAUUAAAGAAUUAUAUCAUUCAAUUUCUGAUCAAUCUUGUUUAGAAAAUAAAUUUGAAUUUAUAUCUUAUGAUUUAUUAUUUAAUUUAAUUUUUAUUAAAGAUAAUGAAUUAGAAUUAAUAUCAUUAUUACCAAAAAUUUUAAAUGAUGAAAGUUUUUAUUCAAAUGAAAAUAUUAAACAUACAUUUGAAAUUAUUAAAUCAGUUUUGGAAAAUAAUUAUUGUAAAUUUAAUAAAUUAUAUUUAACGUGUUAUAAUAUGGAAAAAUACCUUUUGGAAAAGAUUUUAAAUGAUAGAUUUAGAGUCUAUUCUAUAAAUGCAAUGAUAAAAUCCUAUAAACCAUCCAUUCAUUUAAAUUUAUUGGAAAAACAAUUAUCUUUUUCAAACCAAGAACAGCUAUUAAAAUUUUUGGAUUCAAAUUACCCAAAUAAUAUAAUUGAUAUAGAAAAACAAGAAUUAAUUUGUUCAACAAAAAAAGAAAUAAAAAAAAAAAACAAAAAAAAAAAUAAUUAA